Messenger RNA from Heteronotia binoei (common prickly gecko), 2082 nucleotides. RefSeq names its product coagulation factor IX (gene F9). The transcript is spliced from 7 exons. Bases 94 to 1461 code for a protein of 455 amino acids. Gene Ontology annotation, cellular component: extracellular region. The record is from RefSeq and is a predicted model, not a curated record. Lineage: Eukaryota; Metazoa; Chordata; Lepidosauria; Squamata; Gekkonidae. Gene Ontology annotation, molecular function: serine-type endopeptidase activity; calcium ion binding. Gene Ontology annotation, biological process: zymogen activation; blood coagulation.
ACAAAACAAAUACGUGCUUGCCCUUUGGAACUAUUGAUCUGCAGGCUCCCAGUUAACAAUUUGCUGGUGAAGCUGUGACGCUGUUUUACGAAUAUGGCAAAAGGCUCCUUCGCGUUUGCUGUUUUCCUUCUGGGAUACCUCCUCAAUGCCGAAUGUGCAGUUUUCAUUGAUCAGGAAGAAGCAAGUUCUGUUUUGCACCGAUAUAAACGAUUCAAUUCUGGACGCUUGGAAGAGGUGAUUGGUGGAAACCUAGAACGAGAGUGCUUGGAAGAAAAAUGCAGCUUUGAGGAAGCAAGAGAAGUCUUUGAAAACCUUGAGAAAACGUUGCUGUUCAACCAUUGCUUCCAAGAUGGAGAUCAAUGUGCGUCGAACCCUUGCACAAAUGGAGGGAAAUGUGAGGAUCAAGUUGGUUACUACAUCUGUUGGUGUCCAGCUGGUUAUGAAGGAAAGAACUGUGAGUUAGAUGCUACUUGUGCAACAAAGAAUGGAGGAUGCAAGCAACUCUGCAAGAACAACCCAUCAGGGGGAGUGGUCUGUUCCUGCGUCCCUGGCUACAAGCUUGGGGCAGACAAGAAGAUCUGUGAACCAGCAGUGCCUUUUCCAUGCGGAAGGAUUACAGCUCCAGAAGCCGUCAGCAAACUCACCCGUUCCAUCAACACAUUUGACAGCUGGUUCUCCACCAAUGAUACAGAUACAGAGGAUGCCAUAAAUGACAACAGCACUCAGAUCAUUCCCCUGUCAGAAAGCAAAAAUCGAGUGGUUGGGGGCAGCAACAGCAAGAAAGGCGAAGUACCUUGGCAGGUUUAUGUGCUUAACAGUGAGCAGAAGGGAUUCUGCGGGGGCUCGAUCAUUAAUGAAAACUGGAUUGUGACUGCAGCACACUGCAUUGAGGCUGGGCCACACACUAUUGUUGCAGGUGAACUCCGCACAGAGGAAGAUGACCACACAGAACAGCACCGCAGAGUGGUCAGGAUUAUCCCUUAUCCCACAUACAACAGCAGCCUGAGGUACCACAACGACAUUGCCCUCCUUGAAUUGGAUUUGCCACUGGAGCUGAACAGUUACGUCACCCCUAUUUGCAUCGCAGACAAGGAAUUCACUAACAGCCUUCUCAAGUUUGGAACAAGCACCGUGAGCGGCUGGGGAAGGCUGGCAUACCAAGGGCGGGAGGCGAGCAUCCUCCAGGUCCUAAAGGUUCAGUUGAUUGAUAGGGCAACCUGCCUGAGGAGCACUAGGUUCUCCAUUGUGUCCAGCAUGUUCUGUGCAGGGCAUCCUUACGAGGCAAAAGAUACAUGCCAAGGAGACAGUGGAGGGCCACAUGCCACAGAAAUGGAAGGCACCUGGUUUCUGACUGGGAUAACCAGCUGGGGGGAACAGUGUGCCAUGAGAGACAAAUAUGGCAUCUACACCAGAGUUGCAAGAUAUGUCAAGUGGAUCAGAGACACAACCAGGCAUACCUGAGGGCAGUGCCAAAGUAUUUUUAUUCCUUUCCAUAAGAUCAUCAGUUUGUGAAGAAGCAAAAAUUUAAACAACUUCCAAUCUGUAUUCUCAAAUAAUUUCAGAGGGACAGCUGUGCAAGCUGGUUGCAGCAAAAAUACACAGGAAUCUUGUGUCACCUUAAACACAUUUUUUUGUUAUAGCAUUUGUGGAUGCGCUUCAUCAAAUGUAGGCAAACCACGUGCAUGUGGAUAAUAGUCCACAAUGGCUUAUGCUAGACUAAAAAAUCUGUUAGUCUUUAAAGUGCCAUAAGACUCCUACUUAACUGUUUCUGAAAUAGCUUCAGGAGUUAUUUUCCGAAACAUUGACAACAUCUCUUUUAGAAACAAAGUUUACGUAUGAGUUUCUACCCCACCUCCCCAAAAAUAGUGGGAGUAUUUCCUAAUGGGUGUUUGCAAUGCUUUGAACACAUCAACAUGCACCAACUUCAGAUCCUUAUCUGUUUAUAAUAAUGGAGAUGCCUACCUCAGAGGGUUGUUGUGAGGGUGAACACAUUGUAAAGAACUGGAAAACUAGAACUGCAAAUGAAUCCAGCACUCAAUGUAUCAAUGUGUUAUAAUAAAUUGCAAUGAACUCAUAAAUAAA